Molecule: messenger RNA, 196 nt
Organism: Scutellospora calospora
Lineage: Eukaryota; Fungi; Glomeromycota; Glomeromycetes; Diversisporales; Gigasporaceae
Source: the annotation of a GenBank genome assembly
AUGUCUGUAUUUGAUAAAAUUAAAGAACGAACUAAAGAAUACAAUUUUACGGCAGAAGAAAUUGAAGUUCUCAAUCGUGCCAAGGCAAAAGUUUCUAUGCAUAUGAGAAUGGGUUCUUUGGCUGGUUUAGUCGUUGGUGGUGUUAUUGCAAAAGUUCAAAAACUUAGAAUUGCUGGUACUAUCUGGCUAUGCUUUG